Oncorhynchus mykiss (rainbow trout) is the source of this 1835-nucleotide messenger RNA. The record is from RefSeq and is a predicted model, not a curated record. Lineage: Eukaryota; Metazoa; Chordata; Actinopteri; Salmoniformes; Salmonidae.
AUGGGGGAAAAAACAAUUGGAACCAUUUCCGUAUUUGACCGCUAGGUUUUAUGGGCAUUGUGAUUUAUAUUGCGGUACUCUAUAGGCUACUACUUCUGAUACCUGUAAAUCUGCCCUUAAAGAUCACUGAAAAUAAAAAAAUAGCUACUUUCGUUUCACGCCAGUGGUAUUUGACAGUUCCCCUCAAUUCUCUGACGUUUACCCCGCCCCAUCAAUCCUGGGUUGUUUACAAUACUGCCACAGGCCAGGAAUGGUAAGGGGCUGACGGACUCUUUUGGAACAUACCUCGUCAACUAGCUACUUUUACGAUAGAGGUCGUCUCUGAAAAGUAUUUGCGCACAGGGAAAGGUGCCACGCAAGAGCGGCCCGGCAACUCGACUGCAGCACGACCUUGGAUUGGAAAAGUAAGCACCAUCGCCACCCGAAAAUAACAGUAGCGAAGCUCCCACUUCCUGAUAGGAGGAAGUGGGGAUGAAAGUGAAGCUAAAGCCGGUGUCCUCUCUCCCGGUGCUGCUCUCCAUCACACUCUGAACCAGCUCAUCAGGCGAACGAGGAGAGAGACUGGAGGAGGAAGAGGGUAGUGGUUUAGGGGUGUGAGGGAUUGAUCUCCUGUCACCAUGGACAUGGACACCCAGCCACAAGGCCAGCAGGCAGCAGUACCCGUGUUCCAGCCACAGAAGCCGCUUCAGCCGGACAUGGGCCACAACUCUCUGGCUAACUUCCAGAUUGAGAAGAAGAUUGGGCGGGGCCAGUUCAGUGAGGUGUACCGGGCCAGGUACCUGAUGGACAACACCUCCAUGGCCCUCAAGAAGGUUCAGAUAUUCGACUUGAUGGAUGCCAAAGCUCGGCAAGAUUGCAUCAAAGAAAUAGAUCUCCUAAAGCAACUGAACCACCCAAACGUGAUCAAGUACCAUGCAUCAUUUAUUGAGGAGAAUGAGCUGAACAUUGUGUUGGAGCUGGCCGAUGCUGGUGACCUCUCCCGGAUGAUCAAGCACUUCAAGAAGCAGCGGAGGUUAAUUCCAGAGAGGACAGUGUGGAAGUACUUUGUCCAGCUGUGCAGUGCGCUGGAACACAUGCACUCCCGACGGGUCAUGCACAGAGAUAUAAAGCCAGCUAAUGUGUUCAUAACAGCCACAGGAGUGGUGAAGCUGGGAGAUCUGGGACUAGGACGAUUCUUCAGCUCUAAAACCACCGCUGCCCAUUCUUUAGUGGGGACCCCGUACUACAUGUCUCCAGAGAGAAUACAUGAAAACGGAUACAACUUCAAAUCUGACAUCUGGUCUCUAGGCUGCCUGCUCUACGAGAUGGCAGCUCUCCAGAGCCCGUUCUAUGGCGAUAAGAUGAACCUGUACUCUCUGUGUAAGAAGAUAGAGCAGUGUGACUACCCUCCGCUCCCUUCCGACCACUACUCUGAAGAGCUGAGGAAGGUGGUAGAUAUGUGUAUUAACCCCGACCCAGAGAAGAGGCCGGACAUCAUGUAUGUGUAUGACGUCGCCAAACACAUGCACGGCCAGACGCAGCAGGGCAGCUAAGUCUACACCUGAAGAUAACAAUACGACCCGCAUCUCUUCCUCUCUUCCCUCCUCCUUUCAUCCCUCGCUUCCACAUAAGGACAGGCAGACACCGAUCUUGUCUUUCACACAAUCAUGUAUUGAGAAGUUCUGCAAAAAAAAAAGUUCUGUAAUGUAAGUGUUUUGUUUAAGAGAAGGAGGUUAUGUACAGUGCAUUCGUAAAGUAUUCAGACCCCUUCACUUUUUCCACAUUUUGCUACUUUACAGCAUUAUCCUAAAAUUGAUAAAAUGUUUUUUCCCCUCAUCAAUCUACACACAAUAAUG